AAAUUAAUCUAUAUAUAUAAAGAGCAAUGUAUAUACUAUUGCUAAUACGAAUAUAUAGAUCUUCGUUAAUAUAUUAGGAUAAAAUUGUUACACACGGAGUCGCUCCCCUCUACACAGUAGACGGGAUAUCGCAGUGUGUUUCUGUGUGCCAGUGUCUGUAUUUGCUUCCAGGGUUCUGCACAGAGGGCUGGGACAUGGCGUCCUGUAUGAGGUCCAGGACUCUCAGUAAAGAUGAUGUGAACUAUAAAUUGCAUUUCAGGAUGAUCAACGAACAGCAAGUUGAGGAUAUCACCAUUGAUUUCUUCUACAAACCUCACACCAUCACCCUCCUGACCUUCACCACCAUCAGUCUGAUGUACUUUGUCUUUACAAGGGAAAAUACGAGCCAAGAAGACAAUAUUUGGAAGGGCAUCUUAUCUGUGAUCUUUUUCUUUCUAAUUAUCAGUGUUUUAGCUUUUCCAAAUGGUCCCUUUACCCGACCUCAUCCUGCGAUAUGGCGAAUGGUUUUUGGUCUCAGUGUGCUGUACUUCCUUUUUUUGGUAUUCCUGCUCUUCCUUAACUUUGAACAAGUAAAGGCUGUAAUGUAUUGGUUGGAUCCAAAUCUCCGUUACGCAACAAGAGAAGCUGACAUCAUGGAAUAUGCUAUUAAUUGUCAUGUUAUCACUUGGGAACGAAUACUCAGCCAUUUUGACAUAUUUGCAUUUGGGCAUUUCUGGGGAUGGGCAAUGAAGGCUUUGUUAAUACGCAGCUAUGGCGUAUGUUGGACUAUCAGCAUCACAUGGGAGUUGACAGAGUUGUUCUUUAUGCAUCUUCUUCCUAACUUUGCUGAGUGUUGGUGGGAUCAAGUAAUCUUGGACAUUCUUCUAUGUAAUGGAGGUGGUAUCUUCUUGGGUAUGGUGGUUUGCCGCUUCCUAGAGAUGAGGUCCUAUCACUGGGCAAGCUUCAAGGACAUUCAUAGCACAACAGGCAAAAUUAAAAGGGCAAUGCUGCAAUUCACCCCAGCAAGCUGGAUCUAUGUGCGCUGGUUUGAUCCAAAGUCUUCGUUUCAGAGAGUAGCUGGAGUUUAUCUCUUCAUGAUCGUCUGGCAGCUGACAGAGCUGAACACAUUCUUUUUAAAACAUAUCUUUGUUUUCCAAGCAAGCCACCCCUUAAGCUGGUGCAGGAUUCUCUUUAUUGGAGUGAUCACGGCACCUACUGUGAGACAGUACUAUGCAUAUCUGACUGAUACACAAUGCAAGAGAGUUGGAACUCAGUGCUGGGUGUUUGGCGCCAUCGCUUUCCUUGAAGCAAUAGUAUGCAUCAAGUUUGGUCAAGACCUCUUCAAUAAAACGCAUUUGCUGUAUGUGGUACUUUGGCUUCUGUGUGUGGCGAUCACUACGUUCUUGUGCCUGUAUGGCAUGGUGUUUGCUGAUCAUUAUGGUGAAAGACAAAAGACUUAUUCAGAGUGUGAAGACAGCACUUACAACACAGAUGUCCCCUGGCACCAUUCUGAGAAGUCCGUUGAGGCUCCAUCAAAACAGAAUGAGACCACAUCAUCUUCAUCAUCCUCCUCAAGAAGAAAGAAUCGCUCCAGAACAAAAGUAACCAAUGGUGUAGGCAAGAAAUAAUCUGGGCAUCCAGAGUGCACCAUAAAAUGGAAGAAGAGAAUGAACCUGGUUCUGAGACUGUUGUACUGUGGUUCAUACACAUAAGGAUGGAAAGAAACCUUAAAAAGAUGUGUGCCAGAAUCUUCAGCACUUUAAUGUUUCUUAUGUGAUUAUGACUUCCAAUCAUCGCCUGCUGUCUUGGCUCUUAGAACCUUUAAAGAUAUUCUGGCAAUUUGUAACCACUUAUAACUGGUUCACAAGACAGAACAAGCUGGCAAGAGAACUGAUGACAGGUUUAGUCUGACAGUUUGCCCUUUAUUUCUCAUGCUAACAUAGAUGACCAUGGAGCCUGAGCUUCAUUUCUUUAAACCUGGUCAUAUAUUAUUUUACAGUGUACCAGCUUCUUUUUGUUGUUGUUGUUUUUUUCUUUAGUAUUAGGCUCCAAACACGUUGCUGCCUGGCCAGGUUUGCAUGCUUUUAGUGUGUUUAUUUUGUUGUGUCUAAAGAGAGCUCCUUUUAAAAACAGUCAUUAUAGGGAGCUGUAUAUUUAAUUUGCAUAAAUAUGUAUGCAUUGGCUCGUGGAAAUUACAGGUUGUUUUCUACUAUAGUAUUCUAUGUAUCAAAUCACAUAUACAAACCUCACGGCCAUAAUGUUUUUAAAUGUGAUGUUAUUUUUGUUUACUGAAUCUCAUUUCUUCCAACUCGUAUUCAAGGGUUGGUAUGUAGCAUUUAAAAACGCACAGAAACGGGAUGCCAAAAUAUACUUUGGAAAAGUGUAUUUGCCAUAAAGUGCUUAAGGAGAGGUUUGAUUUUUUUUAAUUUGGGAAUAAAGAAAAUGCCCAUCAUACAUGCACAAAAUAAACCACUUUAAAAUAAAACAAACUACUUUUAUUCAGUUGUACAUUUACCAUGAAACAAAACCCUUUGGCUGUGUUUUUUUGUCAUAUUAAAGUGCGAUGUUUCUCAA
Messenger RNA from Bombina bombina (fire-bellied toad), 2553 nucleotides. It is a transcript of the gene PTDSS1, whose product is annotated as phosphatidylserine synthase 1. The record is from RefSeq and is a predicted model, not a curated record. Gene Ontology annotation, molecular function: L-serine-phosphatidylethanolamine phosphatidyltransferase activity. Gene Ontology annotation, biological process: phosphatidylserine biosynthetic process. NCBI's taxonomy places the organism in Eukaryota, Metazoa, Chordata, Amphibia, Anura, Bombinatoridae.